Nycticebus coucang (slow loris) is the source of this 2031-nucleotide messenger RNA. It is a transcript of the gene KATNAL1, whose product is annotated as katanin catalytic subunit A1 like 1. NCBI's taxonomy places the organism in Eukaryota, Metazoa, Chordata, Mammalia, Primates, Lorisidae. Gene Ontology annotation, cellular component: microtubule; microtubule cytoskeleton. The record is from RefSeq and is a predicted model, not a curated record. Gene Ontology annotation, biological process: microtubule severing. The coding region runs from base 492 to 1964 and encodes 490 amino acids. The transcript has 11 exons. Gene Ontology annotation, molecular function: ATP hydrolysis activity; microtubule severing ATPase activity; ATP binding.
CUCAGCCUCCCGAGUAGCUGGGACUACAGGCGCCCGCCACAACGCCCGGCUAUUUUUUGGUUGCAGUUUGGCCUGGGCUGGGUUUGAACCCGCCACCCUCGGUAUAUGGGGCCGGUGCCCUGCUCACUGAGCCACAGGUGCCGCACUGCCCUGUAUUAUUUUUAAAAAUCAGUAUCAUCUAUUUUUUAAAACAAAAGGUAGAUUUUUAGCUCUUGUCAAUCUAGUGGUUUGAAAUCAGCCCAGAGAGAGGGGAAGCUGCACUGAGUGUGGCUCUCUACAGAUCAGAAUUGGCCUGUCACAUUUGGAUUCCUAGAAUCUCUAGUAAAAUUCAUAAGGAGAAGAGAAAACGACUUCACAGAUACUACGCUGAGACUCUGGAGCCACCUGAUGCAGAGAAACCCGGGCCCUGAAAACGUCUGUUUGUAUCUCCUCCAGGAAUUUAGGCUGAAAAGACGGAGGUCUCUGAAAGAGAUUGAAAGCAUAAGCAAAAGAUGAAUUUGGCUGAGAUUUGUGACAAUGCAAAGAAAGGAAGAGAAUAUGCACUUCUUGGAAAUUACGACUCAUCAAUGGUUUAUUACCAGGGGGUGAUACAGCAGAUUCAGAGGCACUGCCAGUCAGUCAGAGAUCCAGCUGUCAAAGGCAAAUGGCAACAGGUUCGGCAGGAAUUGUUGGAAGAAUACGAACAAGUUAAAAGUAUUGUCAGCACUUUAGAAAGUUUUAAAAUCGACAAGCCCCCAGAUUUCCCUGUGUCCUGUCAAGAUGAACCGUUUAGAGAUCCUGCUGUCUGGCCACCCCCUGUUCCUGCAGAACACAGAGCUCCACCUCAGAUCAGGCGUUCCACUCGAGAAGUAAGACCUCUGAGGAAAGACAUGGCGGGAGUAGGAGGCCGGGGACCUGUAGGCCGAGCACACCCUAUAUCAAAGAGUGAAAAACCUUCUACAAGUAGGGACAAGGAUUAUAGAGCAAGAGGGAGAGAUGACAAGGGAAGGAAGAAUAUACAAGAUGGUGCAAGUGAUGGCGAAAUUCCAAAAUUUGAUGGUGCCGGAUAUGAUAAAGAUCUGAUAGAAGCCCUUGAGAGAGACAUUGUAUCCAGGAAUCCAAGCAUUCAUUGGGAUGACAUUGCAGAUCUGGAAGAAGCUAAGAAGUUGCUAAGGGAAGCUGUUGUUCUUCCAAUGUGGAUGCCUGACUUUUUCAAAGGAAUUAGAAGGCCAUGGAAGGGUGUACUGAUGGUUGGACCCCCAGGCACUGGUAAGACUAUGCUAGCUAAAGCUGUUGCCACUGAAUGUGGCACAACAUUUUUCAACGUUUCCUCUUCUACACUGACAUCUAAAUAUAGAGGUGAAUCUGAGAAGUUAGUCCGUCUAUUGUUUGAAAUGGCUAGAUUUUAUGCUCCUACCACAAUCUUCAUUGAUGAAAUAGAUUCUAUCUGCAGUCGAAGAGGAACCUCUGAUGAACAUGAGGCAAGUCGCAGAGUGAAGUCUGAACUACUCAUUCAGAUGGAUGGAGUUGGAGGAGCUUUAGAAAAUGAUGAUCCUUCCAAAAUGGUUAUGGUAUUGGCGGCUACUAAUUUUCCAUGGGACAUUGAUGAAGCUUUGCGAAGGAGAUUAGAAAAAAGGAUAUAUAUACCACUCCCAACAGCAAAAGGAAGAGCUGAGCUUCUGAAGAUCAAUCUUCGUGAGGUUGAAUUAGAUCCUGACAUCCAGCUGGAAGAUAUAGCAGAGAAGAUUGAGGGCUAUUCUGGUGCUGACAUAACUAAUGUUUGCAGGGAUGCCUCUUUAAUGGCAAUGAGACGACGAAUCAAUGGCUUAAGUCCAGAAGAGAUCCGUGCACUUUCUAAAGAAGAACUUCAGAUGCCUGUUACCAAAGGAGACUUUGAAUUGGCUCUUAAGAAAAUUGCUAAGUCUGUCUCUGCUGCAGACUUGGAGAAAUAUGAAAAAUGGAUGGUUGAAUUCGGAUCUGCCUGAAGUUCUGUCAGCUCUUUCAUUUCUAGUAUUAUUGUUUAUAAAAUGUGAAGAAAUUCCUGCAAUUGUU